AUGUUAGGAAUCACCAAUCUCAUGACCAAGCUCAGGGCAUGCUCUGCGAUAUAUUCCCUUAAGCAAAUUGAACAUUAUGUAGGCUGUGCUUACGAAAAUCCUAGGACUUAUUUAUCUUGUGCACCCAUGCCGCCAAUUGACAUUUCUUCUGCCGUCACUAGAGGACAGCCACCUUUCACUCGACCAUCAAUCAAUCUAGACGAUCAAUAUGAUGUUGAAGGGGUUGCUCGGUCACUUCCAGAGCUGGUGGAAUUUCAUGCCAGGUUCAACCCGGGCCACUUGUUCUGCAGACAGGCUCGGAAGGAGGAUUCAAACUCUUCAGAUUAUGAAUUUGUCAAUGUUGAUUACUCCUUGCUGAAACAAGCCAUCCUCAACUGUCAGGAAUGGCUUCGUGCUACCGUCGCCGAAUUACAAUUCCCCUCCGAGAAUGAGAACCACACCAUUAUUCGAGGCCCACCGAUCGCGCUCUUCAUGAGUAGUCAUGUCACCUUGGUUAUAUAUAUUUUCGCGCUGAUGGGGAUGGGCGUGCCAGUGGUAUUAUUGUCGACGCGGCUUAGCCCGAUGGCUAUCAACCAUCUUCUUGGGCGGACGGCAUCCGAGGCGAUCCUUGUAUCACCACGACUGAAUCCGGUGGUUCAAGAAGCUGCUGCGCUGCAUAUCACCCAGAAGAUGACACGAGACGACGGACAGAGUGACCAUGUGUCCCUCCCCCCGAGGAAGCAUACUGUUGCAUUUCCGAGCCGGUACAAUCCUCCCAGUUUUGAUGAAAUCCGAGAAGAAGUGAGCCGAGAACCUAGAUCAGGAACAAUUAUUCAUCCUCUCCAUUACAUCUCCGAAGCAGACUGCAAUGUCCUGGUUCUCCAUUCUUCUGGAAGCACAGGUCUACCAAAACCGAUAUAUACAUCUCACCGGCACUACUUCAGCUUCGCACUCUGCCACGAGCUAAGCACUGAUGAGGAAAUAUUAUCCCCUACAAUGUCCACAUCCCCGCUAUUCCAUGGUUUCGGAUUACUUCCUCCAUGCCUUUCAUUGGGAAUAGGAAAGCCAUUUUGCCUUCCACCUUCUGAAGGCAUUUCGACUGGUCUGUCCGUCGUACAAUUACUCCACUCUAGUGGUGCAAAGUCACUUCUUACUGUCCCGUCAAUCCUUGAGGAAAUUGCUUCGCUCCCUGAAGACAAGGGAUUACGGAUACUUCAAAGUCUCCAUUUCGUUGCUUUUGGGGGCGGUCUACCAAAGGAAACGGUUUGUCAUACACUAUCCGCCGCGGGGGUCAGGCUGGUUAACCACUACGGUACAACGGAGACGGGACCCUUAGCACCGCUAUACGUUCCCCCACCGGGCUACGAUUGGCAUUACUUCAAGUUUCGAACGGAUAUCCGAAAAUCACUACGAGUCCAAUUCAGUAAUUGCUGUACAGACAAUGUUCAAAGCGGCAACCAUUUGCAACUUAGCCUACAGCCACUUGGAUGGCUGGAUAGGUUUCAUGUACAGGAUAUUCUGGUAAAAAAACCUAACUCGGAAACGGAAUUCAGCAUUCUGGGUCGGAGCGAUGACUUAAUCUGCCUUGCGACGGGAGAGAAGGUUCGUCCCACGAUUUUAGAAACCGCUUUGCUUGAAAGCCCAACGGUCAAGGCCGCUCUAGCCUUUGGAGAUGGGCGAUUUGAAAUAGGCGCCCUGGUAGAGCCGGUGUUUCCAGUCGCCGAAGGGGAAUUUGAUCAGUUCAAGUCCUCUCUAUGGCCAACGAUAGAGAAAGCCAACCAGCAAAUGGAUUCUCAUGCUCGCAUUUCGUCGCCUACUACACUGGUGAUUGUGGCGCCGGGGAGCCUGCCUCGUUCUGACAAGGGAACAAUUAUCCGGCGCGAGGCGCAUCAGCAAUUUGAAAAUGAGAUUUUGAAAGCCUACGAUAGUUUGGAGACCACUGGUGCCAAUUUCUGUGCUGCUACGUUGGAAACGACAUGUCUUGAAUCUGGACUUCGCGCGUUGAUACGCGAGAAUCUCACGUGGAAAGUUAGUGAUGCCGGCUGGAACGAUGAUACCGAUUUCUUUGAGUUAGGAAUGGACAGUUUGCAAGCGACAAUGCUGCGUAGGUUCGUGAUCGCAGCUCUUCCAGAUGACUUGGCGUCAUUCCGAAGCAUGGAUCGUGAUUUUCUAUACCGGCAUUCCUCAAUUUCAAAAUUGGCGAGAGCAUUGAGAAAGUCCGAUGCGUCAUUUAUCGAGAAAACUACUGAUGUUUCCAACGAAACGCUUGAGGCUUUCAUCGACCAAUUUGGCUUGCAACGGAGGAAGGAUCUUACUGUACUGUUAACAGGCAGCAAUGGCAGCUUGGGAGCCCAUCUCCUCGCUCACCUAGCUAAGGAUCCUAGCGUCUUCCAUAUUAUCUGCCUUAACCGCCCUUCAGUGCAAGAUCCAUACGAGAGACAGCAGCAGUCUCUACGGUCCAAGGGCCUAAGCCUAUCAGAGCGUGAGUGGGAAAAGAUCAGAAUUUAUCAAUCUAAUUCCAGCCUCCCGCAGUUAGGGUUGCCAGAAAAGGACUAUAUGACCCUUCAGGAGGAGGUUACACACAUUAUCCACAACGCUUGGCCGAUGAAUUUCAAAAUGGGGUUAUCAUCGUUCGAACCUCAGUUCAGAACGUUACAAAAUCUUCUGCUCCUUGCUCGAGGAGCGCAUUCAAGUAACCCGUCGUUGAACGUGAGAGUUCUAUUCAUAUCUUCCAUCUCGGUAGUGGGUCGAUAUGGAGAGGUAUACAAUGAAGCUAUAGUACCCGAAGCGCCCAUACGCGACUUCAAUGCCACUUUGCAUCUUGGGUACGCGAAGGCUAAACUGGUAUGUGAACAGAUCAUCGAACGGACUCGGGCACGUUAUCCCGAGAUCGAGUUGGCCUAUGUAAGGGCUGGCCAAAUUGCCGGCUCUAGCAUGGGGUAUUGGAAUAAGGAGGAACAUUUCGUGGCCCUUGUGGCGUCGUCCCAAAAAAUUGGAAAGCUCCCUAAUUUAAAUGGGACUCUUUCGUGGCUCCCCGUCGAUGUGGCUGCCGCCGUCAUAUCUGAUAUCCUUCUCAGCUCGGAGCCUAUGCAGCUGGUGUAUCAUCUUGAAAAUCCAUUUCGACAAUCGUGGCGUGAAGUCUUAGACACUUUGGCUGUUGGAUUGAAUCUAGGCAAAGACGAUCGCCUCUCCUUCCAUGAAUGGAUUGACGCUGUGGAAUCUGCCCCAGAUAAAGGGAACCGAGCCAAGCAGUUGGCGAGUUUCUUUAAAGAGGACUUCGAACGUAUGUCGGGCGGUAGUUUGGUGCUCGGUACGGAGACUUCACAAAGAUACUCUCCGACUUUGAGAAAAGCGGGAACUGUUACAAAGGAGAUAAUGCAACAAUAUUUAGCCUACUGGAAAAGUAUUGAGGUUAUUUCUUGAUUGCAAUCUGACGCCAACGUGCUCUCUAAGCUAGGUUGGGCGUAUUCUUAAGUGCUACACCGGUAUCUCCAUGCCCUCACCUUUGCUGCGUCCGGUUUUAAAAAUUUUCUAUGCGCCGUUCUUGUUUUUGCAUGAUAGCCCAUUAAAGCCAGUUUCUGGUGGCAGUGAUGCAUUUCAUGCUACUUCUCGAAGGUUUUCUUUCUGACGGAUGGUGAAAUUGCCAGGCUUACCUUUCUCAAGCAGGCUGUACUCAGCCCUUCCCAUUUAGUUACAUGCUUAGCUAUAUAUUUACAGAUUAAGUCCACAUAACGUACGCAGAUACGUAUUUAUUGCGCAUUUUCAAUCAGUAA
Coccidioides immitis RS is the source of this 3752-nucleotide messenger RNA. RefSeq lists its product as uncharacterized. The coding region runs from base 1 to 3402 and encodes 1133 amino acids. The record is from RefSeq and is a predicted model, not a curated record. NCBI's taxonomy places the organism in Eukaryota, Fungi, Ascomycota, Eurotiomycetes, Onygenales, Onygenaceae. The transcript is spliced from 5 exons.